Cynoglossus semilaevis (tongue sole) is the source of this 1651-nucleotide messenger RNA. RefSeq names its product DNA (cytosine-5)-methyltransferase 3B-like. Gene Ontology annotation, molecular function: DNA (cytosine-5-)-methyltransferase activity, acting on CpG substrates; DNA binding. The record is from RefSeq and is a predicted model, not a curated record. The transcript is spliced from 13 exons. Lineage: Eukaryota; Metazoa; Chordata; Actinopteri; Pleuronectiformes; Cynoglossidae. Bases 123 to 1394 code for a protein of 423 amino acids. Gene Ontology annotation, biological process: negative regulation of transcription by RNA polymerase II. Gene Ontology annotation, cellular component: nucleus.
AUCCUUUAGCCCACAGUGUCUUGCGUAAUUCACUGCCUGAGGACUUCUCCACUGCAGAGCUACAAGCAGUGAGCCUCUGUAAAAACAAGGCGGCCUCUGAAGAGCCCUACAGCAGAGAACAAAUGGUGAAGGAGGUUUUGAAGAGCAAUUGUAAUAUAGAAGAUUUCUGUCUUUCCUGUGGCAAGAGGGAAGCUGCAACUUUCCACCCACUGUUUGAAGGAGGUUUAUGCCAAACAUGCAAGGACGUUUACUUGGAGAUGUCUUACAUUUACGAUGAGGACGGCUCACAGUCCUACUGUGCUAUCUGCUGUGGUGGUCGCGAAGUUCUGCUCUGUGCCAACGCCAACUGCUACAGGUGUUUUUGCGUGGACUGCCUUGACAUCCUGGUCAAUCCUGGAACCCCAAACAGUGUUGGAUUUGAGGACCCUUGGAGUUGCUACAUGUGCCAGCCACUGCUGCAACAUGGUGUCCUUAAGUGUCGCCGUGAUUGGAACCUCAAGCUGCAGGAGCUCUUCACUAAUGACAAUGUGCAGGAGUUUGAGAAACCAAAAAUGUACCCACCACUCCCUACAGAGCAGAGAAGACCUAUCCGAGUUCUUUCCCUGUUUGAUGGCAUUGCCACAGGCUACCUGGUCCUUAAGGAUCUGGGAUUUAAGGUGGAUCUGUAUGUGGCGUCCGAGAUUUGUGAGGACUCCAUCUCACUGGGUUACGUGAGGCAUGAAGGAAAGAUCCAAUACGCCCGUGAUAUCAGGAGUAUUACAAGCAGAAAUAUUCAAGAGUGGGGCCCAUUUGACUUGGUGAUCGGAGGAAGUCCGUAUGAUGAUCUCUCCACAGUCAAUCCUGCAGGGAAAGGCUUGUAUGAGGGAACAGGGAGGCUUUUCUUCGAGUUCUACCGACUGCUGAGCGAGGCCAUGCCCAAAGAAGGAGAGGAGCGGCCAUUCUUCUGGAUGUUUGAGAACGUGGUCACCAUGCCUGUCGAAGUCAAACGAGACAUCUCACGAUUUCUGGAGUGUAAUCCUGUCAUGAUUGAUGCUGUUGAGGUUUCCGCUGCCCAUCGCGCUCGCUAUUUCUGGGGAAACCUCCCAGACAUGAACAGGCCUCUCUGUGCCUCUAGUACGGACAAGCUGGAGCUGCAGGACUGUCUUCAUUCUGGCCGAGUUGCUAAGUAUGGAAAACUGAGGACUGAAGACCAGCAUUGCCCUGUGCUGAUGAACGGCAAGGAGGACAUACUGUGGUGCACAGAGCUGGAGAGGAUCCUUGGGUUUCCAGUGCACUACACGGACGUUGCUGACAUGGAGCCGGCAGUAAGAAUGAAGCUCCUGGGUCGUUCCUGGAGUGUGCCAGUCAUCAGGCAUCUCUUUGCCCCACUCAGAGACUACUUUGAUUGUGAAUAGAGAUCUGCGUAUGACCAGGGAACGCCCACUGUAACAUAAUUUAAGUUUAAGCUGGCAACAAAUGUUGACCUACCGCCUUGAAAAUGUAAGUAUUUCUCAUAUUUAUGUUCAUUUGGUUAAAUUUAUAGACAAGUUGUCUCAACGUUGUUUGUUUGUUUGUUUUCUGAAAGUUUGUUUGUUCUGAAUGUUCACUUAUCUUGCAACAAAAGUACCUUGGUUAUAGUUGAACAAUCGCACAAUUCUAGAGUACUAUUUUG